This is a messenger RNA of Trypanosoma theileri, 714 nucleotides long. RefSeq lists its product as uncharacterized. The transcript has a single exon. NCBI's taxonomy places the organism in Eukaryota, Euglenozoa, Kinetoplastea, Trypanosomatida, Trypanosomatidae. Bases 1 to 714 code for a protein of 237 amino acids. The record is from RefSeq and is a predicted model, not a curated record.
AUGGUGGCAAAGUGUGAAGUUCACAUUUCAGGAGUAACAUUCUCCUACCUAGUCUCAUCCUUAUUGGGUUCAAAUCCUACAGUAAAACACCAGUACUCCCUUUUUGGUAACUGUGAUAUUCGUGAGGAUGAUAGUGAUGAAGCAGAGAGUACAAAAAUUAUUGAGGUUGUUCUGACAACUGUAUUACCCGCAGGGGUGCCUGCACCCAAGGGUCCUGCUUUUCUAGGAUAUGCUUCGGCACGUAGAUGUGGUCCUCAUAAACUAUCAUACGAUGACACAAAAUUUCUUCUUGAGGGGACUUCUCAGCUUGAUAUUACACAUGAGGAUGGACCCUUUCGAUGUCCAUGUUUUUUGCUCUUGUUAACAAUUUCUUCAGGUAUUUCUUCAGUCAAUGGUACAAUCAAGGUAGAGUACAGUAUUUUUCAGGGUGUGGGCUCCGAAUAUUCCAACCUUACAAAUAAGAAUGCAAUUCCUCUUGUAAUUGACAAUAUGGUAGAUUCUCUUUCGGGUUUUGUUCGUCUUGCUAGCUUGGGUUCCCAUGGCUCAAGACCUAAAUCCAAUUCAUUUUCAUUGCGAAAUUCUCCACAAACUGUUGGAGAGACUUUUAGGUGUUCUCUUGCAGAGCUGGAGAGAGCAAGUAAUAAGGAAUAUGAACUUCUUCAGCGCAUAAUGAAUCUGGAGAAGAAACUUCAAAAAGAGACAAACUUCCACUGA